Molecule: messenger RNA, 967 nt
Organism: Phialemonium atrogriseum
Lineage: Eukaryota; Fungi; Ascomycota; Sordariomycetes; Cephalothecales; Cephalothecaceae
Product: ribulose-phosphate 3-epimerase
Exons: 4
Coding region: 76-831 (251 amino acids)
Biological process (GO): pentose-phosphate shunt, non-oxidative branch; pentose-phosphate shunt; carbohydrate metabolic process
Cellular component (GO): cytosol
Molecular function (GO): metal ion binding; D-ribulose-phosphate 3-epimerase activity
Source: RefSeq, a predicted model, not a curated record
AGUGAACAUUGUCAACCUCCCUGCCUACUUAGCUCCUAGCACCCCAACUCUGAAUUUCGCCCUCUGUCUGGGAAUAUGGCUCCACCAGCGAUAAUUGCCCCGUCUAUCCUCUCUGCCGACUUCGGCAACCUCGGCCAUGAUUGUUCGCGAACUAUCGAGCAGGGCGCAGACUGGCUCCAUGUGGAUAUCAUGGACGGCCAUUUUGUCCCCAACCUAACCUUCGGCCCCCCCGUGGUGGCCAAGAUCCGGAAACAUGUCGAUCAGCCUGGGCAGAAGUACGGAAAGGGGACAUUUGACUGCCACAUGAUGAUCGCCGAGCCGAAGAAAUGGGUGAAAGAGUUCAAAAAAGCCGGCUGUGACUUGUAUUGCUUUCACUACGAGGCAGCGACAUCCUCAGCCGCUGAGAGCCCCGAGGGGCACUCUGAACUGAAGACGAACCCCCGCGAGUUGAUCCGAUAUAUCCACGAGUGCGGCAUGCUGGCCGGCAUUGCGAUCAAGCCAGGCACAAAGGUGGAUGUGCUGUGGGAUGUGCUGGACAGUCCGCUUGAAAAGGAGCGGCCAGAUAUGGUCCUUGUCAUGACAGUUGAGCCUGGCUUCGGAGGGCAGAAGUUCAUGGCGUCUGAGCUCCCCAAGGUCCAGGAGCUGCGGAAACGAUAUCCCCAGCUUAAUAUCGAGGUGGACGGUGGGCUGGGGCCCGGGACGAUAGACCAGGCGGCCGACGCUGGUGCGAAUGUCAUUGUUGCCGGCAGUGCUGUGUUUGGUGCCCAGGAUCCGGCCGAGGUCAUCUCACUGUUGCGAGAGGCGGUAAACGCGAGGGGCGGGAAGUUAUAAGAGCAAAGAGUAGGCGUGAAGGCGUGGGAAAAUUGCACGGUGUUAAAAUAUGUAGACGAUGAGAUGCUGCGAUAUAGAUGAUGGAUGAAGCCAGACUUGGUGUAUGCAGCGUACAAAUCCAUAACUGAUCCUCACA